UGGCGGAUGUCCCCCUCACCUGUGGAAUGGCCCAGUCCGGUCUUUGCACGCGGCAGGUGACACCCAUUUGGGACACCCUGCAGGUGAGACUGAGUGUUGUUCGACGGACACCGAGGCAGGAGCUCUUCCGUAUGGUGCGCCCGCAAGAGCCGCAGCUCCUGUGUCUACGGGGUGGUCCAGAGUGAAACCCUUGGCGGCCAAGCACCCACAAGAACGGCCAAAGAAAGGGGUUGCCUGGAUUGCUUCGGCCAAGCAUGUGGAUGAUUUUUGGGAUGCUGAUGGGAGGACACCGGGAUGGGUGGCGCGUGAUGCCCCGCAGUGGGUGGGCUGGCCUCGUUUCAAAGGCCGAAUAUAGUCCAAGUGUUGUGUUGUCUGGUUUUUCUCUAUCCCCCACUGACCGGCCCGCUAAUCAAAAGUCGAAGGAAAAAGUCUCUAUCCUGCUAGGGAAGGAUGUUGCACAUCUCCCGUGGUCGCCCCGCUUUGGCCCCUUCUCGGCUCUUCGUCCAAAAGGGGGGGGGCGGACCGCGCGCGGGCGUCGCGUGCGGGCGCGUCGCGCCCGGCUCCGUUAGCAAUGAAGAUGGUGCGUGGGCUGCUGAUUGCCUGCUUUGUGGCACAGGCGCGUGGCCUCGUCGCACGGGAGCAUGAGACCCCUCAGGUCCUUCAGGUGCCUGCUCCAUCACCAGAGGCUGCCACAAAGGUGGCGCCCACCUAUGCACCAGCUCCAGUGAAGAUGCCGUUGAUCACCAGGAUCUUGGAGCCGCUGCUGGGAAAGCAGGUGGCCGGCAUGGAUCAACACGGUUGGUGGGUGGUCAUGCGCACGGCCAUCGGCUGGGCGGUGCUCCUCUACGGAAUUUGGAUGUGGACUUGGUGGUUGCCAUCCCUCUACUUCCGCAUGCACGACGCUUAUCAGAAGGAGAACAUCGACGGGCGGACCUUCAAGCAGUACCUCACCUACCAUUUCAACUAUUGGAUGGCGUCAGGCGGUAUUUCAGCGAUGUUUCAACUGCUGGUCAUCGGCAUUCUGACCUUGUUGACUCUGGGUGCCUUCAUCUACGCAAUCAUGAUGCAGGACUCGCCCGUGCGGGGCCUGUGGCUCUGCACCGUCUGGGCUUCGGCCGCGUCGGUGGACCCGGCCGUGACCGCCAUGGAAGGCGGCGUGGGGAUGAUCGCCACUUUCGGCGGCCUGGUGCUGCUGGCCGUGCUGCUGACGACCAUCUCGGACUUCUUUGCGGAGCAGCAGCGGAAGUCCAACGAGGGCCGCGAUCCCAUCGUGGAGGGUGGACAUUUGGUGCUGCUCGGGCUGUCCUCGCAGACCAAGCAGUUCCUGGAGGAGCUGGCGAUCUGCGAGGCGAGCAGCGCGCCGACCACGGUGGCGAUUUUGCACACGUUGCCCAAGUCCGAGAUCGAGCAAGAGAUCAAGAGGCAGAACACCAACACGGGCGAUUUGAAGAUCGUGUGCCGCAGUGGUCUGCCGUCCUCUGCGUCGGACCUUUGGAAAGUGGGCGCCGAUGUCUGUAGCAGGAUCGUGAUCCUGGACGAGCCGGCGCUGCCGCGGGACGAGGCGGAUGCCAUCACCUUCGGGACCUUGUUGACCCUCCGAGGCCAGGGAGCUUGUGGCUGGCCACAUGGUGGGCAUAUCGCAGUACAGUGCUGCCUGGGAAAGAACGUCACGUUCAUGAACGACCUUUAUCCAGGCAAGACCUUUGUCCUGAGUGGCGAACGCCUCGGACGGCUCAUGGUGCAAAGUGCUCAAGACCAGGGGCUCUGCCCCAUCUUCAACGCGAUCAUCGGCUUCGAGGGCGACGAGUUCUACUCGGCCAGCGCGGAGAGCUUGAAUUUAGCGGGCAAGCUCUUCCAGGAGGCGCCCUUCUGGUGUGAGCAGACGGUGCCCAUCGGCAUCCGCGACAGUGGUGGGGCCUACCACAUCAACCCGGAGAAGUCCUAUGAGAUCAAAGAGGACGAUGAGGUGAUUCUCCUGGCCGAGGACGACGACGCCCUGCAGCCGUUGUCGAAGCCGCUGAUGGACUUCGAAGCGUGGAAGAUGAAGUUUGGCUCCGCCACCUUCGAGGAGUCCGACCCCAACGACAACGAAGUGGUGCAGGUGCUGAUUUGCAACUUCACCGAACGAGGAUAUGGUUGUGCCAUCCUCUUGGCGUUGGAUGAGAUGUGUGGAGCUGGAUCUGAGUGUGACAUCUACUGCUCGCUGUCAGAAGAUGAGGUGAUCUCAAUCAUCAAGAACGCGGAGGAGGAAGCCGAUAGGACCUUGAAGAACAUCAAGGUGCGGAAGAUCUUCACAGUUCCGCAGCAUCAGAUGACCUCGCGACACAAGAUCAACGUGAUGCCGCUGCAGGACUAUGACUUCAACUUCGUCCUGGCCGAUGCGGCUUUGGGCUUUCAAAAGGCCGAUGAGCAGACCGUGGCGAUGAUCAUUCAGAUGAAGAGCUUGAUCCAGGAGAGCUUCCCUGAGCACAAGUUCGAGCCUUUGGUGGAGGUCUGCACCCCGAACGCCACUCUGCAACUGGAACUCUGUGGCAUCCAGAACACCAUCAAUACGAUCUCGAUGAUGUCCAAAGCUAUGGCCUUGGUGGCGAUCGACACACUGGCGCAUGGUGUGCUUUCGGACUUGCUCUCGGCCACAGGGAACAACAUGGACAUCAUGUACUUGAAGGACUACUUGGGAACUCAGCCGCUCCCGCAGCAGAUCACCUUCGUGGAGAUCGCGGCCAUUGUGAACCGCGCGGCGCAGCAGGUGGUGAUCGGCUGGUCGGAGAGCAAUGAGCAGGGGGAGAAGGUCUGGGUGGUGAACCCGAAGAACAAGCUGCUCCCGAGACCUUGGAGCGCGGAGGACAAGAUCGUGGUCAUCAAGGACGUGUGAGCAGCUGGAACGGCCACUGCUCCAUCCAAGCGCUCCUUUUCCGUCAUCCGAAAAAAGCGGCCGGACGCGUGCCGAAGAUCCUCCGGCUGUUCGCCUCGUCAAAAAGGGGGGGCAGCGUGUGCAGUGGGCUGAGGAUGAGGAGGUGAGGAGGUGGCCAAAGGAAGCACAGUCCGGAAGGCCGUGCCAAGCAAUGGCACCACUAUCGGUCCCUCGUCCAUGCUCCCUCAUGGCAGCAGAUAGG
Durusdinium trenchii is the source of this 3116-nucleotide messenger RNA. Lineage: Eukaryota; Dinophyceae; Suessiales; Symbiodiniaceae. The record is from the annotation of a GenBank genome assembly.